UAUUUUAUGAAUUUCGCCGGCAAUGUUCUCUCUCUUUUUAGCGUUCUUUUCUCUUUUCGUGCGGACUUUCCGGCUUUGAUGGGAUUCGAAUUCAAGCCAUACCAGCUUCUACUGCUCGUGACUCUCUCCCCUUGCCCCGCUCGCACGCAGCACGUCCGACGGCGACGGAGGAAGAAUUAGGGUUCUUGCUUUCUCGCUUGCCGGAGAUAUAGUCAUGGCUGUUGAGGAUGAUAAUGUUGAAGGUUCGAUAUCUUCAGCUUUUCUUGCAUUGAUGGAUUCUAAGCAAAACGAAGAUCUGCUUUCUGCUGAGGACGUAGCGUGGAUCGACUCCUGUCUGAUCAAAGAUCCUGAGAUUCUUGAAAGUAGCUGGGAUUCUCUAAACGAUGCCUUGCUUGAAGUGCUUGACUUCCAUCCUGAUUUUACCAAUCAUUCUUCAAUGGAAAGUGACGAGUCCAUCGUAGAAGAUGACAUUGAGAUAUUUACUCCAUCAAAAAUAUCAGUAUAUGAAUGCAAUGAAUCUUCUGGAAGAACGGUUGAGGAUCUCAUCUCUAUGGAUAAGGAAGAAAUAGACGGUGAAAGUACUCCUUCUGACAAUAGUCCUUCCUUACGAGGUUCACUAAGAAAUGCUUUGCAACCUAAUUUCCAAGAGUUCCCUGAGGAGAGGACAAAUGACGACUCAGAAUUGAAUGUGGAAGCCACUGAGACAGAGUUAUCAAGUGCGGAAAUUUUCAAGGUUUGGGAUUUAGAUGUGCCAGAUGAGGAAGACAAUUUCGCAAAAGAGUUGAAUAAGGCACUUGGAGGAAGCUCCAUUCAGCCUUCUCCAUCACAUCUAGAAUCUUCAAUUGCACGGAAAGACUCAAAGGAUGACAUGGUUGAAAACCUAGUUGCCGGGAUUGCAGACCUGUCUUUAGAGCAAGAUCUACCGCAAUAGUUUUGUCUAGGUCAGUAUUUUGGCGCAUAUUUAUUGAUAGGUUGGCUUGAAAUUAUUGUCUCAGUGUUUUGCAAACAGAGGAGGACAUUGAGCUUUUCUGGGUUUUGGAUGGGGAGGUUGAAUUCUGGGUGGGUCGAAUGCUGGUGCAGCACCAAGAUUAGCUCCAUGAGAACCUCUACCCAUUCAGUAGCGCUUUUCAUUUAUUCUAGUGGUGUUCUCUCUUCUUCUUACAUUUAUCUGUUUUGAGCGCUUUGACAUAGUCCUUGGAACCAUUGGGAAUUCUUACAAGGUAUAUAAGAACUUAAGAUUAGUGUCA
This is a messenger RNA of Eucalyptus grandis, 1247 nucleotides long. RefSeq lists its product as hypothetical. The transcript has 2 exons. The record is from RefSeq and is a predicted model, not a curated record. Bases 215 to 931 code for a protein of 238 amino acids. Lineage: Eukaryota; Viridiplantae; Streptophyta; Magnoliopsida; Myrtales; Myrtaceae.